UGGCCCCUGGAGCUGCUCUUGGCUGUGCCUGCACGGGCAUUUCUGGGUGGCGUUUUUUUCUUUGAGUCUUUCCAUUAUAUUUUAUGUUAUUUUCAUUUUAUUUUAUUUUUAGGACAGAGAGAAAUUGAGAGGGGGAGGAGAGAGAAACAUUCCCCCGCAGCCCUGCUUCAUGGCUCGUGAAGCUUCCCCCCUGCAUGUGGGGCCCGCGGGCUUGAACCUGGGACCUCAUACGUGCAGAUGUGUGCGCGCCCCCUCUGCCAGGAGCCCCACCACCUGGCCCUGGUCUGUUGAGCCUCCGGCGUGAAGGUCGUUGCGUGACCGCCAUGCUGUUUCCCUGUCUCCUUUGCGCUGUUUCCAUCUGUCCCCGAGGACCUGAGUACCAGGAGCGGAUGCGGGACUUUCUGGACCGGCGAGAGCGGGGCCAGCUGCUCAUCCAGCACAGCCGGUGGCUGCAGGAGAGCCUCCUGACAAAGAUGCAGCUCUCCGUGUCCGAGGACGGUUACGUCCACUUUGGGGACAGCGUGAUGCUGGUGAACCUCGAUGCCCGGGACCAGCAGCCAGGCGAGUGGCUGGCCGGGGACCUGAGCCUGAGUGUGACACCGGACGCCCUGCAGGCCCACCUGGGCGGCCAGCUGGAGCUGCCCUGCGGCCUGAGUGCGGCCCCCACCCGGACCCCACUGGGCAGAAACACCUUCCUGGUGCUCGGCGCAGGCUCGGAGGCGGCUGGCCAGGUCCUGCGCUAUGGCCAGCACUUCUGCCUGGGUACGAGCGGAGGGUUCAAGGACAAGCUGCUGUUCCUGAGCAGUGACCACCGAUCCCUGAACCGCUCGGCCCCGCUGUCCUGGCUGCAGGCCGUGGCCCUGACAGACGAGCGUUCCUUCCUCAGCUGCUGGCAGGCCGCCUGCCCUGACCCGCAGCUGCGCCUGGAGUAUGAGGGCCUGCCCGUCCCGGCCAGCACGUGCCUGCUGCUCACCCACAGCCACACCAACCGUGGGCUGGCUGUGCACCGGCACCUGACGCUGAGGACCUACUUCGGGAGGGAGGCGGAGGUGGCCGCCCACACCCACCUGGACUCACACCGGGUUGAGCAGCCACAGAACCACUGGCUGCUGGUGACAGGUAGCCCCCGACCUGGCCUGGCCACCAUGCUGGAUGUGUCCCCCCCACCCUUGCCCACAGCUGCAGCCCAGGGGCAGUGAGGUCACGGGGACGCUAUGGACAGGAGCACUGAGCUGCCUUCCCUCUCCACCUGCCCUGCUCCUGGCUGAAGACACUCUUCUCGUGCACCCCAUCCUGCAGCUGAGCUGAGGCCAGGUGCUCCUGGGAAUAAAUACACUCCUUCCACAA
Messenger RNA from Erinaceus europaeus (western European hedgehog), 1347 nucleotides. It is a transcript of the gene CFAP161, whose product is annotated as cilia and flagella associated protein 161. Gene Ontology annotation, cellular component: motile cilium. NCBI's taxonomy places the organism in Eukaryota, Metazoa, Chordata, Mammalia, Eulipotyphla, Erinaceidae. The transcript is spliced from 8 exons. Gene Ontology annotation, biological process: cilium assembly. Bases 324 to 1199 code for a protein of 291 amino acids. The record is from RefSeq and is a predicted model, not a curated record.